AUGGUGUUGCUCACUCCCGAGACAACAUGUUUGGUUGUAUUGUUUGCUAUCAACUUGUUGAACUACAUGGACCGUCUGACGGUUGCUGGGGUUCUCUCAAUUUCUGACCCGCAGAAGGCCGGUUUUCUGAAGGACAUUACCUUUCAACAG
Messenger RNA from Sphaeroforma arctica JP610, 150 nucleotides. RefSeq lists its product as hypothetical. The record is from RefSeq and is a predicted model, not a curated record. NCBI's taxonomy places the organism in Eukaryota, Ichthyosporea, Ichthyophonida. The annotation marks the transcript as partial. The transcript has a single exon.